CGAACUGCCUUUCAGAGCACAGCAAAGCACUACCGCCUGCUCGUCUUCCUCCUCCCCCGCUGCUGCUGCUGCUGCUGCUGCUGCUUUCACCCGUCUCGCAGACAACACAGCAGAGAGCGCAGUGAAUGAGGUGGGUGAAAAAGAGGAACAUGGAAACAGAGAAAAAGGAGCAAGAGGCGAACAGGGGGAAGGAUGUCAACACCAGAGCAUGUGAAUCAUAAAGAAAGAGCGAAAGGAAACGAGCAUCAGCACAAAAAUAGAAGAAAAGCAUAACCAACGGAGAGAUGUAAGACAUGUUAAUCAUGCAGAGAUUAUCUAACCACUGCUGGCUUGAUAUACAAAACAGGAUAAGCAGGGGCAGUUAAAGCACCCAGCUAGCUGUCCAACCACUGGCUCUCUACUCGCUGGCCAAAGGCAGCAGCGUGAAGCCUCGGGGGACAAUGCGCCAAGGAAGAUGGAGAGACUGCAACACUGGAGCUCCGGCACAUGUUCUUCUCACGCACACACACCUAGACACAUGCCUGUGGUAGACAUCUACGAGUGUCUGUAAGAGGACCACAUUCUCCCUUCAUUUUGGGCAGCCACAUGUGGGUUGGGUUAAAGAAGAUUUGACGCACAUUGAGGGGAAAUAAAUGGAGGAAGCAGACGCUGCUUGUGAUUGUGAUGUGGCUAUAGGCACAGCAGGAGCAGUGACCAAAAGGGCAAUGCAUCACUUUCAAGAACGAUUGCUGCCAGAAAGAGAUGCGUUUCUAGAUUCUAACGGGCAAUCACAUGACAUGCAACAGUAGAGCAGAAUAGCAGCUUACUGCAGGCUUGUCAGACAACAUCAUUGUAUGGGAUUGUCAUGUGAUGAACAUACAUGGGAAAUGAGACCAACUUUUGCCCUUUAAGCAAUCCUGCGAAUAAAUCAGCCUCCAGGGGAUGAGGACUUGUCAGAAGACAAUCAGCCUUGCAAACGUGACCACUGUGUGAGUGAAUCGGUCCUGUUGAAACCAUGCAGUGGAGACGGCGGCACUGCUGUACGCAUGUCACUAACUUCCUCUAUCUCCUCUCACUGUUGGGUCUACUGGUGUUUCUGGUCCACCUGCCUAAAAUCACGGGUAUGCAGUGGUGGAAGGGUCAUCCUGUGGUGUUCGGGGGCGGUGAACUUCAUACCACUAAAGCCAAAUGGAAUAUGAGCGCCCCGCAUUCAGCGUGGAGGUUCGUCAUUGUUCCUCAGCCGACUUUCAAACCCAAUGCCAACAUGAGCUCCCCUGAGAAGGAUGCCGUCUACUCUCCUCAAGGGGACCCAAGUGUUCACAACACUCUGGCAGCCAACACUAGCCAAAGUGUAGAAGAAGAUCUUAGUGCCACUAUAACCCAAGGACCGUUCACUUAUAUCAUCAACGAGCCAGACAAAUGCGCAGACAGCAGACCCGCGCCAUUUCUGGUUUUGCUGGUAGCCACGGAGGCUCGGCAGGUGGAGGCAAGAAAUGCCAUACGACAGACAUGGGGGAACGAGAGCGUGGCCCCGGAUGUGGGUUUCAUCCGGCUCUUUCUGCUGGGGAAAAACGACGGAGAGCUGGGACUUUUACAGCAAAAGAUGCUGGAGGCAGAAAGCCGGAGGUAUCAUGAUAUCAUUCAGCAGGACUUUCUGGAUUCCUACAAAAACCUGACCUAUAAGACACUGAUGGGAAUUAACUGGGUUGCUAUUCACUGCCCAGAAGCCGGAUACGUCAUGAAGACGGACAGCGACAUGUUCGUCAACACGGAGAACCUCGUUUACAAGCUGCUCAGGCCUGAACAGCAGCUACGGAAGAACUACUUCACGGGAAAUAACAUGAGAAACUUUGCACCCAACCGGAACAAAGACAGCAAGUGGUACAUGCCCCCUGAGUUGUACCCGGGCGACAAGUAUCCCACCUUCUGCUCUGGUACUGGAUAUGUCUUUUCCGGAGACUUGGCCAGGAAAAUCUAUCACGCUUCGCUAAGAAUUCGCCACCUGCAACUGGAGGAUGUGUAUGUCGGAGUAUGUCUGGCCAAGCUCCGGAUCGAGCCCACUCCUCCGCCCAAUGAGUUCCUGUUCAACCACUGGCGUGUUUCUUACUCAAGCUGCAAGUACAGCCAUCUUAUAACGUCACAUGGGUUCCAUCCCAAUGAACUGCUGAAAUACUGGCAUCACUUGCAGAUCAACAAACACAACGCUUGCAUCAACAUAUCGAGAGCAGGGAGGACACGCUCCAACAGACUGAACAGAGAGAGACCAGCUCAAUAACUUAAGAAAAUAUAAUUAAACACUCUUUGUUUGGAUACAAUGUCAUCUCAGCUUAUACUUUUCUUACCUUGAGAUCAAGGGAUGAAUCCACACAUGAACCAUAUGGUGACUCCAAAUUCUGCAUUCAUGUUGUGUAAGAACACAAAUUCUCAAAAAAAAAAAAUCACCAAUUUUGUACUAAAGAUGGAAAAUGUUUAUAUGUCAAACCACUGGAGGGUUAAUGUACAGCGGUAUAUUUUACAAUGGGAUAAGAUGUGUCACUGUGGUGCAAAGGCUACUGUUUUUCCAUAAUGUGUGUGUGUGUGUGUGUGUUUUAUAGAUGCUGCUUUACAGAUAGAGACUGUUCAAAAACUAAGAGUGGACAUGGCCAGUGCAAAUAAACGAU
Messenger RNA from Notothenia coriiceps (black rockcod), 2639 nucleotides. RefSeq names its product beta-1,3-galactosyltransferase 2-like. The record is from RefSeq and is a predicted model, not a curated record. Lineage: Eukaryota; Metazoa; Chordata; Actinopteri; Perciformes; Nototheniidae. The transcript has 2 exons. Gene Ontology annotation, biological process: protein O-linked glycosylation. Gene Ontology annotation, cellular component: Golgi membrane. Gene Ontology annotation, molecular function: N-acetyl-beta-D-glucosaminide beta-(1,3)-galactosyltransferase activity. Bases 995 to 2254 code for a protein of 419 amino acids.